AUGUACGGCAAAUCGCAGCCUCCGCUGAAGAUGAAGGCUUGCCGUUUAAAGCGAGGCAGCGGGGUUGCUUUGCUACUUAUGAAGGGCUACAUAGUUUGCAUCACACUACUCUACAUUUUCAUAUUCAGAUCGGCAUCGUGCGGCAUAUUUUCGCAUCUCAGUAAUACAAGUUCUUCCAGCAUCGCCAGUCCCAUCCAAUUGGAUUUGGAAAGCACCUCUGGUUCGGUCCAGAAAAUUGAAGACGAGUUGACCGUUAAUGAAUCGUCCAACGUCCUUUCCCCCGAUUUUAGUAGUAAUAAGGGGGAUUACGUAUCUAAUAGUGACAAAGAUUUAUCACAAGACAUUGCAAUCCUGGACAGCGGAAGCUCUAGAAGAAAUUUUUUAGGGCUGGUACUGGAUUCUGGGCAUUCACUAGUACACCAAAGUGCGGCACUAAAGCUGAUAAUUGUCCUAACUAUUUUGGCAGUAUUGGAUUUGUUUUUGAUAAUUUUAGCGCACUAUUCGCACUAUGUCAAGGCGUUUUUGUUCUUCAAGUUGUCGAGCCAUAGGCCAGGUUCGAAAAAGCACCUGGAGUUUAUAGUCAGGCGGGCCACGCAUAUGCUGGUUUCGUCGAAGCAUGCAAAGGCAUCAAGGCUAGUGGAGUUAAACAAGAGCAGUUACAUGAUAAAUUUUGUAUAUCAUGAUGAUAAUUGGAUUUUUAACUCUUCCAACGGUUUGUUUGAGCCGCUCGGUCACUUUGAGCUGUCAAACUACAAAUGCUGGAAUGGGCUGAUAAACAUUAAGGACUAUAUGUUGCCUAAUACGCUGGGCGAGAUUUACGAGAUGGCUGAGAAUAUUUUGAACAAUAAAUCUCUGUCCAAUACCACGAAGCGGAGAUCGAUUGAAGAGAGCUGUUACCCUAAAGCCAAGGCGGAAUUCAAUGUAAAUGUGGAUGUUUUAGUGGACAUUAACAGGUCGAAAUAUGGGCAAAAUGACUACCAAAUUCCAAAGCGUGACUUUUUCCAGAUGCUACUCAAGGCCGUCCUGUCGCCAUUUUUUAUCACUCAGAUUUUCAGCGUCGUUCUUUGGAUGCUCGAUGACUACUGGUAUUACGGGCUGCUUUCAUUAUUUGGCAUAUUUUCUAUAGAGAUCCAAAUGAUACUAAAGCGUAUCCGGGAGUAUGACCGUAUUAAUUCAAUGCGUCUUAAUCCCCUGUCGGUUUACGUGUAUAGGAAUCUGUCUUGGACAUUGAUAUCAUCAUUGGAUUUGUUGCCAGGUGAUAUAUACAUAUUGCCAUUUAAGUCUAAUUCAUUGAGGGCGAAUGCUGUGUCCAAAAUGUCUCGUAUUGUUCCAUAUAUGGAGGCCCCUCCCCUCAUAGUGCCUGCAGACACGCUACUUUUGCAGGGUUACGCCAUUUGUGACGAAUCGAUUCUGACGGGGGAGUCGAUUCCGCAGAUUAAAGUAGCGCUGCCUGAGGAUGAAUCUCCAUACAUUUCCGAUUCCAAAUUUUUCAUGGAUAACUUAAACAAGCAGCACAUGCUAUACGCCGGAACAAGGGUGGUACUGGUCAAAUGUGACCAGAAAUCAUUUAAGAAGCGUAAGACACCAAUCCUUGGAUGCGUGGGAGUGGUAACUAAGACGGGAUUUUACACCUGCCAGGGUAAGCUUGUGAAGUCUUUAUUGCACACGGGAGAUAAUAUUGAGCCUGGUACAGUGAAUACGUGGCUGUUUAUCGGAUUGUUACUGAUAGCGGCCAUAGUGGCGUGCUGGACUGUGGUAGAUCAUUAUACCUCACCCCGUUAUAAGGGAGUUGCUAGCGUGUAUAAAUUAGUGUUGAUGUGUUCGCAUAUAAUAACAUAUGUUAUACCUGCUGAGUUUCCUAUAACCCUUUCCCUUUCUGUGACUAUUUCGAUUGCCCAGCUUUACAGGCUGGGCAUUUAUUGUAGCGAGCCAUCCCGGCUUCCAUUCGGGGGUUCAAUUGACAUUUGUUCUUUCGACAAGACAGGAACACUUACCAGUGACCAGAUGCGGCUGUUGGGCAUUUUUGGCUUGGAAGAGAGAGACGCCCGUAUAAAAGAGGAUGAGAUGCUGAACUGUUUGGAUUCUAGUUAUGUAUUGGGCCCUCGUUUGCCAUUUAUCACAGCCGCAGUGAUAGGCGGCUGCAACUCACUGGUGAAGGUUAAUGAUGGGAUUGUGGGCGAUCCAAUGGAGAAGGAAGCCUUCAACGCCCUAAACUGGAACAUAGUAUCCCAAGAUAACGUUGAACUCGAAAUCGGGGGGAAGCAUGAGAGGCUGAGCAUAAUAAAGAGGUUUCCAUUUGCAUCCCACCUUCAGAGAAUGACAUGUGUUGUGCACCACUCUGGAUAUGGCCAAGAAUGGUCCACUGAAGGCAGGCAUUCCGCCGCUCCUGCGUCCGCCCCAAGCCAGGGAUACCUUGUAUUGACAAAGGGCUCCCCGGAAGUGAUAAAGGAGAUGUUGAACGUAUGCCCUCCAACCUAUGUGGAGUCUUUCAAGUACUUUACCAGACGCGGAUACCGGGUCCUGGCCAUGGCUGCCAAGUGGCUUCCCAAUCAGUCUCUCCCCAGCGAAGAGUCCAAUCAGAGGGAAAUUCUCGAGAGCAAGUUGGACUUUGCUGGGUUCCUGGUUAUGGAAUGUCCCAUGAAGCCCAGCUCAAAGGUUGCCAUGGAGAUUUUACGUGCCUCAAGCCACAGGCUGAUAAUGAUAACAGGAGACAACCCCCUCACUGCUUGCCACGUAGCUGCGCAAUCUAAGCUCGUCGUUUUCCAGGGUGUCGAACCAGGCCUGGUUGAUUUUGCGAUCCUGCAGAGCACUGAGCCACUGGAAUGGACGAGGAGGGAUGGAUCAUUUAUCCAGCGCUUUGAGGAUUCAGAUAUUGGCAGGCUCGCGCAAAAGUACGUGCUAUGUGUGCUGGGAGCAGCCCUCCAAUCCGUUAUCAAGCAGUUUCCCUACCACACGAUCGACUUGAUAAAGUAUUCAACAAUAUUUGCUCGUUUUUCCCCGCAGCAAAAGGCCUUUUGCAUAUCAACGCUGAAGAGGCUGAGUCACACAGUGCUAAUGUGUGGAGAUGGAACCAACGAUAUGGCGGCGCUGAAGGCAGCCCACAUAGGCGUUUCACUUUUUGGCAGGGAGUGUUCGAGCAGUUUUCCAUCGAGCGAUGCGCUUUGUGAUGACUUUAGCAUAAGCACGAUGCAGGAUUUUGACGAAAUGCCGCAAAUCAAGCUGGGUGAGGCUUCAAUUGCCUCUCCGUUCACCUACAUAGGCAAUGACGUUAGGUGCAUCCCCCUGCUGAUUUCUAGCGGGAGAUGCGCCCUGUCGACGGCGAAUAUGCUCUACAAGUUGAUGGCCAUUAACUCUCUCAUGACCGCUAUCUCAGUCUCAAUUCUCGCGAUUGACGGGGUGCAGUUUGGGGAUAUACAAUCUGCCAUUACUUCCUUCUUCUACACGUACAUGGUGGUCAUUGUCUCCAAGGCGCCAGCCGCAAAGAAGCUUGGGCAAAGGAGGCCGGAGCAUUCUAUCUUCACUCCGUUCAACUUGAUAACCUUGUGCCUGCAGAUUCUCGUUCACUGGGGCAUCCUCUUUAGGGUUUGGGACAUGGCAAAACUCUGCAGGGACCCAUCAUACGUGCCGGACUUGGACGCGCCGUUCGAGGCGAAUGUGGUGAACACGAGUAUUUAUUACAUAUCAUUUGCCAUGAACAUAUCUAUGUUUGUUUGUAACUACCAGGGGCAUCCCUUUAUACAGCCGCUCCUCUACAAUAAGACUCUCUACCUAUCUCUGUCAUCGGGAUUUGCAUUUCUCACGGUGCUCAUUUUUGAAAUCAUACCUCCCAUCAACGACUGGCUCUCGCUGGUCAGGCUGAGCAGAUUUGGCUUAGUGUGGAAUGUUUUUUCUCUUUCUAUCCUGGAUAUCGCAUUGCCCGCCGCUGUUUGCUGGAUCAUCAAGCUCCUCUACUAUAACGUAUAG
This is a messenger RNA of Babesia microti strain RI, 3963 nucleotides long. Its product is annotated as ATP13A1. The coding region runs from base 1 to 3963 and encodes 1320 amino acids. Gene Ontology annotation, cellular component: endoplasmic reticulum membrane. Gene Ontology annotation, biological process: intracellular calcium ion homeostasis. The record is from RefSeq and is a predicted model, not a curated record. Gene Ontology annotation, molecular function: P-type ion transporter activity; nucleotide binding. NCBI's taxonomy places the organism in Eukaryota, Apicomplexa, Aconoidasida, Piroplasmida, Babesiidae. The transcript has a single exon.